Molecule: messenger RNA, 595 nt
Organism: Anopheles moucheti
Lineage: Eukaryota; Metazoa; Arthropoda; Insecta; Diptera; Culicidae
Gene: galla-2
Product: MIP18 family protein galla-2
Exons: 2
Coding region: 61-531 (156 amino acids)
Biological process (GO): iron-sulfur cluster assembly
Cellular component (GO): cytosolic [4Fe-4S] assembly targeting complex
Source: RefSeq, a predicted model, not a curated record
GAGAAAUUACAGCGCAGUAAACUUUGUUUUGGAUCUGUGCUUGCUGCAAAACGCCGCAGAAUGGCGGAGUUAGAAAAUAUUAAUCCAAAUGUGUACAAAAAGUGCGAAGAUCGAACGCUAACAAAGGACGACGAGGACGAGGAUGUGGUGGAUCCGUUCGAUGAGCGAGAAAUUUUCGAUUUGAUACGAAACAUUAACGAUCCGGAACAUCCCCUGACCCUUGAGGAACUGCACGUUCUGGAGCAAAGUCUAAUCACGGUGGAUAAUGAGAAAAGCACUGUCCAUAUCCUAUUCACACCGACGAUCCCACACUGUAGCAUGGCAACGCUGAUUGGAUUAUCGAUACGCGUAAAGCUUCUUCGAGCAUUGCCUCCUCGAUUUAAGGUAUCGGUAGAAAUUAAUCCUGGCACACAUGCAUCCGAGCACGCUGUCAACAAGCAGCUGACCGAUAAGGAACGUGUGGCGGCCGCACUGGAAAACACACAUCUAAUGGAAGUUAUCAAUCAGUGUAUCGGAACGCCGUUGAAAUAAACCGAACUGGAAGAAAAGCUUUAGAUGCCUUUUUCUUCUAAGGACAUGGCUUUAUUGCAGCUAC